Molecule: messenger RNA, 315 nt
Organism: Entrophospora sp. SA101
Lineage: Eukaryota; Fungi; Glomeromycota; Glomeromycetes; Entrophosporales; Entrophosporaceae
Source: the annotation of a GenBank genome assembly
AUGCUUGAGGACCAACAAAAUCCGUUCUCGAUCAAAUAUCUUUCACAUGAUCUAUCCGAUGAAAUAAUUGAAAACUCUGCAGUCAUUGAGUUGCAAUUAGCAGGAGUAAGUAUUGGAAAUGUUCUAUAUGAAGUAAUUGUUUUAUGGAAUACAAUUAACUUACUUUCAUUAAAUAGAAUUGAUUGUAACGUAGAAAUAGAAAUAAAAGAUGGUAUUAUUACCUUUGUAAUCCCACAAAAGGCUCAAAAAGAAGAAAAUAAAUAUAUAUGUGCAAAAAAUAAUGUGGCAUCUAUUUAUUUACAUUUAUUAUUAAGU